Molecule: messenger RNA, 1211 nt
Organism: Sinocyclocheilus grahami
Lineage: Eukaryota; Metazoa; Chordata; Actinopteri; Cypriniformes; Cyprinidae
Product: mothers against decapentaplegic homolog 7-like
Exons: 4
Coding region: 1-858 (285 amino acids)
Biological process (GO): regulation of transcription by RNA polymerase II; SMAD protein signal transduction; anatomical structure morphogenesis
Cellular component (GO): heteromeric SMAD protein complex
Molecular function (GO): I-SMAD binding; transcription regulator inhibitor activity
Source: RefSeq, a predicted model, not a curated record
AUGCAUUCAACCCCUGAGCUUCCGUCCUCAUCGCACCAUUCAAAGGGCUGCAACUUCUGCUCUGCUAACAAACACGGACGCUCAUCGCCGGCGGCACUGAAUUCUGGGAUUGUUUGGGGUUUCGGAGCAACUGAGAGAGAAAGCAAGAAUGUGAACGAGAAAAGGCGCCGCGGUGGAGGACAGGAAAGCCAGUUUGGGGAGGACAUUUCCUCUUCAAAGCAUCUGUUUUACAACACCAUCAUUUCUUUGCUCCCUGGAAAAUGGAUCGUCAUCACGUGUUUGAAGCUGCUGCUGUAUUCGGCCCCUAUGGGGUUCUCAGAUUCCCUGGCUCUUCAGGAGCGUGGAGAACAGCCUCAUUGGUGUGUGGUGGCGUACUGGGAGGAAAAGACCCGCGUUGGGCGCCUCUACUCCGUCCAGGAGCCAUCGCUGGACAUCUUUUAUGACCUACCUCAGGGCACGGGCUUUUGCUUGGGCCAGCUCGCCUCUGACAACAAGAGUCAACUGGUGCAAAUGGUUCGGGCCAAGAUCGGCUACGGCAUCCAGCUCAGCCGUGAACCCGACGGCGUGUGGUUAUAUAACCGGAGUUGCUACCCCAUAUUCAUCAAGUCAGCCACACUGGACAACCCCGACUCGCGUACGCUGCUGGUGCAUAAAGUAUUCCCCGGGUUUUCCAUCAAGGCCUUCGACUUCGAGAAGGCGGGAAGCCUACAGCGUCCCAACGACCACGAGUUCAGCCAGCAGCCUCGGACGGGCUUCACUGUGCAGAUCAGUUUCGUGAAGGGCUGGGGGCAGUGCUACACCAGACAGUUCAUCAGCAGCUGCCCCUGCUGGCUGGAGGUCAUAUUCAAUAACCGAUAACAGCGAGCCCCGCCCCCAUUCCUUCAUCGCCAUGGAGACGGACUAGCCCUUACCUUUUAUGGACUGUUGUUUUUCUGUUUUGUUUUUCGCAAGAAGUUCUCCAGAAGAUGUUUUACAAGAGAAAUGGAAAACGAAAACUCACUUUGACUUGUUUAAUAAAUGACUAAGAUUUAAUUGUGAAAUAAAAGCUAAAAUGUAUUUUAUGUUAAAUAUAAAUAUAUUAUUACCUGUAAAUACGAAGUUUUAUAUGCAUUGUUAUUUAUGUAUUGUGCAAUGUGUUGAUGAGAAAAAGAGAUGCACUUUGCUUAAUAUAAAUGCAAACAAAGAAAUGCCAAAAUAAAAGAAAAAAUACU